GCAUCCUUCUUAAUCAUGGCAGGUGCUGGUGCAACGUAUCUUUUUGGUGUCUAUUCCAAGGAUAUUAAAGCGACUUUAGGCUAUGAUCAAUCCACACUCAACCUGAUGAGCACAUUCAAGGACCUUGGAGCCAAUGUUGGAGUCCUCUCCGGCCUCCUAGCUGAGGUAACUCCGACGUGGUUCGUCUUGCUAGUAGGUGCAGUCAUGAAUUUUGCCGGUUAUUUUAUGAUAUGGUGCGCCGUGACCAAAAAAAUUCCCACCCCACAGGUAUGGCAUAUGUGUGCAUAUAUUUGCAUUGGUGCAAAUUCACAAAACUUUGCCAAUACAGGUUCACUAGUUACUUGUGUGAAAAACUUCCCAGAAAGUAGAGGGAUAAUGCUAGGGCUUAUGAAGGGUUUUGUAGGGCUGAGUGGAGCUCUGUUUACACAGCUUUAUUAUGCUAUCUAUGGGAAUGAUUCAAAGUCAUUGAUUCUGCUGAUUGGUUGGCUACCGGCUGCUAUUUCUUUGGUUUUUGUUUACAACAUUAGAAUAAUGAAGAUCUCCAGACAUCCUAAUGAACAUAAAGUGUUUCAUGAAUACUUAACAAUUUCAGUUAUUCUAGCUUUGUUGCUCAUGGGACUAACCAUUGCUCAGAAAAAGGUUACGUUUCCCCGUAUUGGUUAUGUAUUAAGUGCAGUUGUAGUCUGUGUGAUGUUGUUUUCACCCCUUGCCAUUGCCAUAAGAGAAGAAUAUUAUACUUGGAGGCAUAGGAAACAAAUCACCACCCCCACUAGUAUCAUUGUUGAGGCAACACCACCGACUGAGACGGUAUCAAAAUCUGAGAUAGAACCAGAAUGUACAGAGACCGAGAUAGUGAUGAAGAAUCAGGAAGACUCGUGCUGCACAAAUAUUUGCAAGCGACCUAAAAGAGGUCAAGAUUACACCAUUCUCCAAGCCCUUACUAGUGCAGACAUGUUGCUUCUUUUUGUUGCUACAUUUUGUGGAUUGGGUUGCAGCUUAACAGCAGUGGACAAUCUAGGCCAAAUUGGUGAAUCCUUGGGCUAUCCACAACUUACCAUUUCUACGUUUGUUUCCCUACUUAGCAUAUGGAAUUAUUUUGGUAGAGUUUUCGCCGGAUUUGUCUCUGAAAAGAUUCUGUUGAAGUACAAAGUACCUCGACCAUCAAUAAUGGCAUUUGCCCUUUUGUUAUCUGCCGUUGGAGAUUUACUUAUCGCCUUUCCCUGGCCUGGUUCUGUUUAUCCUGCUUCUUUGGUUUUAGGAUUCUCAUAUGGAGCACAACUCACAUUGCUCUUCACCAUUGUAUCUGAGCUUUUCGGAUUGAAAUAUUACUCAACUCUUUUCAACUGUUCCCAGUUAGCAAGCCCUCUUGGGUCAUACGUACUUAAUGUGAGAGUUGUUGGGAAACUUUAUGAUAGAGAGGCAUUGAAGCAGCUGGCAGCAAAGGGAUUGACAAGAUCAAUGGUGAAGGAAUUGACUUGCAUGGGAAAACAAUGUUACAGGCUAUCUUUCUUAAUUCUUGCUGCCGCUAACUUCUGUGCAUUUUUUGUUACACUGAUUUUGGUUGCGAGAACUCGUAAAUACUAUAGGGGAGAUAUCUAUAAGAGAUUCAGGGAUGAAAUGGAAGCAAAUGAGAAGGAAAUGGCUUUGAAACAAGCACAGGAGAUCCAAGAGGUGAAAAAGUAAGGGGACUAAAGUGUAACAAAAAAAAUCCAAUUCACUGUAAUUUUUUUUUUUUUUUUGCAUUUUUCUGUCCUUUUCUUUUAUUUGUUUUUUAAUUUGUUGAUUGUGCAAUGCGUUGAACUUUGAGCCAAAGGUUGUUUAGAUAAU
Messenger RNA from Theobroma cacao (cacao), 1827 nucleotides. Its product is annotated as protein NUCLEAR FUSION DEFECTIVE 4-like. The record is from RefSeq and is a predicted model, not a curated record. NCBI's taxonomy places the organism in Eukaryota, Viridiplantae, Streptophyta, Magnoliopsida, Malvales, Malvaceae. Gene Ontology annotation, cellular component: membrane.